Molecule: messenger RNA, 2719 nt
Organism: Cinara cedri
Lineage: Eukaryota; Metazoa; Arthropoda; Insecta; Hemiptera; Aphididae
Source: the annotation of a GenBank genome assembly
UGUAAGUGUUUUGAGUAUUUAAACUAUCGCGUAGUCAGUAGUUCUUCCUUCUUGGAAGUCUUAAGAGGUGUACAAAUUUAUUUUCAAACAUUUCUACGCCAGUUAUAUUAACACUACAAUGCCGUCCGAAUUGAAUAAAAUAAUAACUAUGAACGACGAACAGCUUAUUUCCAAAGUCGGUAAAAAUAAUGUCGAGAUAAUCAAGGAAUGGCUAUUAAAACAACCCCAUUUACCGGAAAUAUCAGGUACCUAUUAUACUUAUGUACAUGAAUUCAAUUGUAUAUUAAAUUAUAAUUGAACAAUUGCACGAAUUAUAAUUCAAAUAACGCAGUAAAGAAAUAAUUGUCGAGUUAACUCACGAUUUAAAAAACUACACAUUUAAUAUUUAGAUAAUAUAAUAAAUUGUAUACAGUUAUAUUUUUAGUAAAUCUGUCGCGUUUCGUUUGAAUAAUAAUUAAUAAUGUAGGUACGUGGUUUUACCUUACAUAAAUUAAAAUAUUUAUGCGGAGUUUAUAAUAAACUGUAUACCUAUGUAGUAAAUAUCUAAUAUUGAAUUUUUUUUAUAGACAAACAAUUAGUUAUAUUUUUAAAUUGCUGUCGGUGCAAUGUGGAAAACGCGAAAAAAAUGAUUGAUUCGUAUUACACGAUGAGAACCCAAACACCAGAGAUGUUCGCCAACAGAAAAAUCUCCGAAUUCUAUAAAACUAUAGAUUUAUUGUAAGAACUCAAAUUUAAUAUCAUUUUAACUAGUAUUUGUUAUUUAUAUAACCGUUAUGUUAUUUUGUAGCUAUUUUCAAAAAAUGCCGGUUCAACCUAACGGCUACCGAUUGGGAUUUUCGCGUCUGCGAGACUUCAACUCUAACGUUUUUAACACGUUAGACACCAUACGUCUAGUGUUCGCAAUGUGCGAUAUUUGCAUCAACGAGGAUCCGGUUGUCCCGGGGUGGAAACUCGUUAUGGACAUGACCGGUUUUUCCAUAGGCCAUUUAACUAAACUGACCAAUUUGACGAUAAUGAAAAAAUGCUUACACUACAUACAAGUAAAUUGAAUUGAUAUAUGCAUAAGGAUAAAGUUUUAUAAGCACCUACUAAUACAGGAUCUUUCACGAAGAUAUCAUCAUUGCGUUAUCUUGGAAAUUAUUAAAAUUUUCCGGAAUUUUUAAUUUUUUUUGAUAAUUUAUAAACAAAGAUCUUUAAAUUGUUAUAUUAGUUACCAUUAUUUUUUGUCACCCUCAGUUUUGAGAGUGAACCGAUUUUUGAUUUUCAUAUGGUAAACUAUAUAAAACAUUUGAAGUAGUGUUCUACUAUUAUAAUUGUAUAUACAUUUGAUUUCUCUACUUAUUUUACAUGAGUCUGUUCGAAGAGGAUGAUAUUAAAAUUUAAAAAGGUCUGAUAAAUUUUAUUAAUAGUGCUUAAUAAAAAAUAUAAAAUUACGCUACAUAUUAUAAUUAAACAUCUCCGAAAUAUUCAGAAAAUAUUAGUAAUAAUUUGAUAUUUUGUUUAUUAAAUUAUCAAUAAACAAAAAAAAAUCCGACAAAUGUUAUACUUUCCGAGAUAUAUCAAUGAGCAUAUCUUCGUGGGAGACUCUGCUGUAUAGCAACAUUACGUACCAAUAUUAGCGUAGGUUACAAUUGUUAUAACGCAAUACAAUAAGUAAUUCACCGCUGUUCUCCCACAAACUUAAAAUUAUUCAAUAAUAUAUAAGCAAAUUUUGUAUUUUCUUAGGCAGCUCUACCGAUGCGCCUAAUUGCUGUCCACAUGAUAAACGCUCCAUCGGUGGUCAAUCAGUUGUUGAUGUUCUUGAAACCGUUAAUGCAAAGAGAGCUGUAUUCUUUGGUAAGAAUAAUUAUACUAUCGUUUGCAUUUUUUAAACACGAUUAUUAUUUUAAGUAAGAUGUAAAAUGUAAAAUGUAGUGAUAAGAUUAUCUCAAACUCAAUCCAACAAUUUUAUUUCAGAUUUCAGUACACACCAUGAGCGAUAUGGACACUGUUUAUAAAUCAAUUCCUCAAGAAUAUUUUCCAAGCGACAUGGGUGGAAAAAGUCCAUCUUUGGAAGUCUUAAAAGGUAAAAUAGGUGUAAUACAAAAAAAAAACAGAAUUUUAUUUUAAAUAAUUUUAAUAGUGAUUCUUAAAUAUGAAAACUUUGAACUAAUAUAAAAUUCAAUCAACCUCAAUUAUUCUUGUUGUACAUAGAUGAAGCAAAGCAACUUUUAAAAUCAUACGAGAAAUUUUUCGAAGAUGAUGAUGAAUUCAACCGUGUAGACGAGAAUAAAAGAAUCGACAAAAAUCGAUUUAAUUCGUCGAGUUAUGGACUUGAAGGAUCGUUUAAAAAAAUAGAGUUUGAUUAAAUUUCGAAGAUUUUGGUCCAUGUACACAAGAGCGGUCGAACGGAAUGAUAUAACUCCCCCAUGAAACUUUUCCUCUCAAUAUUUAUAAUAACAAAUAUUAUAAUACGUAUUUGUCAAAAAAUAAAAAAAUAAUGAUAAUGAUAAUGUAAAUAAUAAUAAUUGUUAGAAAUGUUAAACAAUUUAUUUCAUCAUUCUCCCACCCUUCCCCUCGUGAUAUAAUUAUUUGACUGCCACUGCGUGUUCAUAAUACUUUACUGAUUAAUGGUGAAAAUACAUUUCUAAAUAAAGAUUGUCUUAAGGCUUUAUUAUAUUUAGAAUAUAAUAUAGGUUGAAAUAAUUUGGAAGUAAAAUACAAAAUGCUAACAGUGAUA